AGCGAGGAGGAGUAAUGUCAAGUAGAAGAGAAGAAGAAGAAGGCGCAGCAACAGUAGAAAGAGGAGAAGCAGCAGAAGGAGGAGAAGAAGAUUUGUGAACACAUCAAGACUUUUUGGAAUAUCUGAGAGGACGAGGAGGAAGACGCACACACACACACGCACCCCCCCCCCCACACACACACACACACACACACACACACACUCAUGAUCCUGCUGGAUGGACGGACGCUGCUCAGCUCCUUUCCUCCAGCUGUGCACACGGGAGAUCGACCUGUGCCACCAGACAUGCACUUCUGCUACGUGGGGGACCACACGUGGGCGACCAUGUUGGGUCAGAGCGUGCGGCUGCAGCCGGUGCCCAUCCAGAGCCUGUCGGAGCUGGAGCGAGCCCGGUUACAGGAGGUCGCCUUGUACCACCUGGAGGAGCGAGACCUGGACUUCAAGAUCAGCAUCCCCAGAGAAAUUCGCAAACGGAGAAAAUCCCUGCGCCGGAAGUUCGACUCAUUUUCCAAGGAAAAGAAAGAGCGAGAAUCGGCCCCGAAGGCGUUCGGCAUCCCGCUCUCCCAGGUCAUCGCCAACGACCGGGCCUACAAGCGGCGGCAGGACGCCCUGAAGGAGAGCAGGCGCGACUGUCUGGAGCUGGAGGCCAGCGUGCUGCGCUUCCGCGCCGAGAAGCGGCAGUUCUUCAACGGCGGCGUCCCCGGGUCGCCCGCCGCCAACUCGGUGGCGCCGGCGCCGGUCGACGAGGCCCAGAGCAAACCGCUGUCGCCCACGUUCCUGGACAACACGGGCCGGGCGCAGAGGCGGGGAGGCCUGUCCGUCGACUCCAUCUCCGACCUGGUGGAGAGCCAGUCCCGCCUGCUGGAGGCGCUGCAGCUGUCCCACCCGGCCGAGCUGGAGCUGAAGAAGUCGCAGGGCGGCGGCGGCGGCUCGUCCGAGGGGCGGACGCAGACCAAGCUCAGCCUCAACCCCAUCUACCGACAGGUGCCCCGGGUGCUGGAGCGAUGCUGCGGCCACAUCGAGACCCACGGUCUGCAGACUGUGGGGAUCUUCCGAGUUGGAAGCUCCAAGAAGAGAGUGAGACAGCUGCGGGACGACUUCGACGUGGGCGUGGACGUGCAGCUGGACGAGGAGCACAGCGUCCACGACGUGGCGGCGCUGCUCAAAGAGUUCCUGAGGGACAUGCCCGACCCUCUGCUGCCCAGAGAGCUGUACCCGGCCUUCCUGCACGCCAACCUGCUGAGAGGAGCCGACCAGCUGCAGUACCUGCAGCAGCUCCUCUACCUGCUGCCGCCCUGCAACUGUGACACGCUGCUGCGCCUCCUGACGCUGCUGCACACGGUGCAGAGCUUCGCCCAGGACACGGUGGGAACCCACGACGAGGAGAUCCCCGGGAACAAGAUGACGGCGGCGAACCUGGCCGUGAUCUUCGGGCCGAACCUCCUGCAGCGGGAGCAAGGCGGCGGCGGCGGGGACGCGUGUCCCCACGCGAUGUGCAUCGAGGACAGCACGGCGAUCAUCAGCGUCACGCUGCUGCUUGUGCAGAACCACCGGCGGCUCUUCACGGUGUCUGCCGAGGUGCAGCAGGAGGUGCUGAUGAGUCUGAUCCAGACCGACCCGGACAUCAUCGACUACCUGCUGCGGAGGAAACUCAGCAGCAGCAGCCACCUGACGGCGGAGAGCGGCGGCAGCGGCAGCGAGUCCGGGGGUCGCCGGGACACGGGGGCGUCCCUGGACUCCGUGGGGGCGUCCAGCGGGAGUCUGUCCCCCCUGGAGCCGCCCUCGCCGCUCUUCCCGCCCGACGGCAGCGGCGGCGAGGGCAGCCUGACCAGCGAGGUCUUCCUCAACGUGCUCAAACUGAACCAGAACCGGAAGCGGCAGGAGACCAGAUACGGCGACGCCAAUCCGGGCAAAUCCAUCCGCCACAUUCGUCAGUUCCACUCGCACCACAACCUGCUGAGCCUGGCCCAGCCUUCCUCCUCCUCCUGCUCCUCCUCCACCUCCUCCACCUCCUCCUCCUCCUCCUCCUCCGGCCCGCUGGGCUCCGCCCUCAGCUUCUCCAGCCUGAGCGGUUCGACCGAGAGCAGCAUCUGGGUGAGGCAGGCGCCGCACGACGACAGCAAACCGUCGCCCGCCGCCAACUUCUGGGACUUCUUCACCGGCAAGGGGUCCAGCUCGGAGACGAUGGUAUGAAGGAAGGACGAGGGAGAGAGGAGGAAGACGAAGGGAGAGAUGGAGGAUGGGAAUGUUUGUAUCUUGAUGUCAGAGGUCAGGAGGUCAGAAUCAAAAUGGUUCCUGUUACAUUUACUGAAACGUUUAUUUUUUAAGAUAAAAAACAUCUCUGUUUUGGGAAAACCUCUCAAAUGCAGAAUUCCAAACGUUCCUUAUUGGAAGUUGGACUUUGUAACCCCCCCUUUUUUUCUUUGGCACCUCUUGAACGCAGGACGUUUAUGAAAAAACGUGAAGAAUGAAGUGUCCGAGUACAGUAAACACUCGGAAAAACUUUCCGAGUCGAUGUUGAAGAGGAAAAGAUUUGAAUGAGACCUGGACGUACGAGAAGAAGAAGAAGAAAAAAUCCUGCGUAUGAGAUUAUCUGGAAGUGGAUGCAGUAAUAAUUUCAAUGUGUAUAAUAUGUACAUGAUGUAUUCAUGAGUUUACAAAACAAAUAUAUUGUGUAACUAGCUGUAGCGGCUCAAACUCGACUGACCUUUCACCCGCAACCAUCCCAAACACCGGAUGUUCCUCCGCGAUUCAACUUUCAAUGACUACAGACAAAAUAUCCUAAAAUAUUAAACUGUGAGGAAAUACAACGAAUUUUGAAUCUGCAAAUUUAUCUUUUUUCCCCCCUGCAAAGUCUAGUUUCUAUUGUAGAGUUUCAAGGUUGAUGUUUGUUUUUGCUUUUCAAAAAAAGUCUUUGCGAUGAAAUUUCAUGAUUGUUUGAUGAUCGCUAUUUUUCCAUAUGAUUCAUUAUCUAUAAUCUCUCACGUUGGAGCGACGUCGUUCCAAAAGCAUUUUUAAUGACUUUACUUCGUUAUGAUGAAGUGCUUUUGAAACAGAAGUUAUGUUGCCUCACUAUUUCAAACAAAGUCACGUUUCUCAACCUUGUACAGGAAAAACUGUGGAGGGAAAAAGAAUGUUGAGGUUUUUAAAAUGUGUAACUUUGCUUCGGCCACAAGAGGGAGACAUUCACCACGUGUUCCGGUUUGUGCCAAACGGGUGGAAACUUUGCUGUUGUAAAAUUCCAAGAUGUUUCUUGUCUUACAGAGAUUUUCCUUCACUUCUCCUCUUUUUCAUUUGUUUUCAACGUAGAGAAAAAACGUCAUACAUAUAUAUUUUUGUCCUUUAUCCUUCCAUAUCACUGUUAACUCAAUGAAGGGGCGAAGACUUGAACUUGCAGAGAAUUAAACGUCAAACAACUUCCUCUUUGUCGUUUGAUGAAUAUUGAUGAAUUCGCUGCAGCAGAGGAGGAAUAAUAUCUCCACUUAUUUAGUUCCAUAUAAAAAAAAUUCAUACAGUAUUAGAGUCAAUUGAGUGUUUGGAGGAUUAGUUUUUUCGUUUUUUUGGAAACUGAGUCAUCCACCUGUAAGUUAAUAUCUCGUUUAACUCUAAUUAUUUCCCCAUCAUGUUUUUUCCGGUUUUAACCCUAAAUUUGGGGAAUUAAUGUUAAGAAGCAAAAUUAUUUUAAGGUGGGAAAAAAAAAAUUUUUUUCAAUCUGACGUUAACUAAUUUGAUUAAGCAGGUUUCUUUAUGAAUUACUGGUCACUUGUUACUAAAAUACUCAGAGUUCAAACUUUGUGAGAGACAUAUUUGAAGCAUCACUGUGAAAUAUAAUUUUCUAUCUGUAUUUAAUAUCUAAUUUCUUCAACCACCAAAUUAUAAUUCAAAACUAAAAAGCUGAUGGUGGAUUCACAUGACUGUUUUUCGUACCAGUCAGACCAGCUAAUUUUAAUAGGGGCCGUUUGUUUUCAGUCUUCCUGUGAUGCCAGAGGGGCGGGGCUUAUAAAUAUUCAUUCACUAACCAGAAUAAAAAAAACACUUCAGAGACACGACAACGUUCCGCAUCAAGAUCAGUCGACGAUUUUCGAGCAAGCAAUUAUUUAUAUUCCAAUAAUAAUAAUAACAUCUGUAUUUAUGUACAUCAUCAUCAACAUCAUCGUUCGUCACAAACUUCCAAACAAAAGUUAAAGCAAAAAUAAAUCCUCAGUGUCCAGAGCCGCCUACACGAGAACGGUAGACGAUUCAAAUUAGUUCAAUAUAUCAAAACAGAAACAUCAAAGAAAAGGAAGUUAACAUAAACAUUCGUAAUAAUUUUAAUAAUAUUUAAAUAAAAGAGCCUUUAAAAAAAAAAAAAAGUACAUGGAUUUUCAAAGCAAACACUUCAGCCGACGCGUUCACAAUUCCGUCGACUACCAUGAGAACUGCAUUUCAUUUUCCUUCCACCGGCUCCGAACCGGAAUCUGUGGACGUCCGUCUGCCACACGACGACGACGACGAGGCAUUUUUGUGCUUAUGUUUAUGAAUUAUUUUUUUUACUAUGCAUGAAGGAAAUGUUCCCUUUUUUUUUUUUUAAAGGCUUAAAAAUUGAACACAUCAUUCGGUGGAUAUAAAGGAGUCCACAGAUUCUGCUGGUGCCUGGAUUAUAUAACUUGUUUCAUUUCUGACCUCGUGAAAGUGGAUCGACCCCCGGAAAAAAAAACGUGUCACGUCAUCGUCCCAUUACGAAGGUUAGUGGAAAAGGAUACAUAGUGUUGACUUUGACUGAAGUUUCAUCGUCUCCUCCCGUCGUUCGCGAGACCUUCGAGAACGCGACUCUUUUGCGGCUGUAGUGACAAAUGUUUAAACGCUGUAAAUGUCUGUGGAUUUACCGACAAUGUUUUGAACGUCACAUCGCCCACGAUCACCGUCCCGGGAACGUUUCAGUCAUUGACUCCCAUCAUGUGCAAAAAAAGGAAGAGAGGGAGGGAACAGAUCGGAAACCCUAACAGAGUCUAUCAAUAAUCGGUCGUUUCGUUAUAAAGUUUUAUUUUAAGCUAAGAAGCCAAUUUAAGAUUUGUAACGUAAAUAAACAUCACAAAAAUAAAUGAAUUGUCCAAGCGUUGUAAGUCGAGACCAAUCUGAGAUGUUUAAGACCCGUGGUUCCACCAGAGGAGUUUAGUUCUUCCGGUCGAAAAACCAAAAGUAAAAAAAAGUCCUGGGUCACUAUGGAUGCUUUUUAACCUUCCUCCUGUAAAAGACCUUUGAGACGCUGCGUUCAGGGACCGCGAGACGCCGUGAUGUAAAAGAGGCUGCUGGUAAAUCCAACACGAUGUUAUUGAAAAUGCUUUGAGGAGACACGGAGCGACCGAAUCCAAACAGUGUUUCACAGGUCGAGCAGCAGCAGCACGAGUUUUAUUUUUACUGUACAUUUUAACAUUCAUAUAAUACUUGACCUGCUGCCCAGGGCCACUCAAGCUGCUGCGGAAUAUAAACAAGAGAGAUGAGAGAAGCGAGCGGGCUUCCACUCAACUUUCCAUCUGCUGCCGGCGCGGGCUUGUUCGUUAAAUCAGAGGCAGCUUGGUCGGGCGGAGCUCGGCAGUGUGUUCGUACAUAGUUCGAAAAACAUACAUGUCGCUGAUCGGGAGGUUCGAGUCGGGGGAGGACGAGUAGAAAGUUUAGAAAGAC
Scophthalmus maximus (turbot) is the source of this 5661-nucleotide messenger RNA. It is a transcript of the gene arhgap36, whose product is annotated as Rho GTPase activating protein 36. The transcript has 12 exons. NCBI's taxonomy places the organism in Eukaryota, Metazoa, Chordata, Actinopteri, Pleuronectiformes, Scophthalmidae. Bases 205 to 2193 code for a protein of 662 amino acids. Gene Ontology annotation, biological process: signal transduction. The record is from RefSeq and is a predicted model, not a curated record.